Ectocarpus sp. CCAP 1310/34 is the source of this 4127-nucleotide messenger RNA. The record is from the annotation of a GenBank genome assembly. NCBI's taxonomy places the organism in Eukaryota, Phaeophyceae, Ectocarpales, Ectocarpaceae.
AGAAGAGCCGCUCUGUACCCUCCCCUCCUGCGGUACUUUGCCUUCGAUUUUUAAUGCGAGAAGAGUUCAGCACUCUCUUCCCUCUGUGUACACACGAACUAGCUCUAUCCACUGGGCCAGGAGCGGAAGCGAGAGAAAAACUCACUUUACAAGAAAAGCUCGCUUACGCCGGGAUUCGAACCCCUGACCUGACCUCUAGAAGGUUUCGAGGCUACCAACUAGACCACCGGGGCGACCGGCGUCAUGCAGUCAGGCGACCACACCGACACGAGUUCGGGCAGAACAAUGGCAUUAAUCCAAGCAGCAAUGUUUUUCAUCGUUUUCCAAGUGACGACAACCUGGUGGUUCGUUGUGGAUUAGGUCCAACACGUGGUGACAUCGUCCAUGCUGUUCGGCAUUGUUUGAGAUCACCCCCAAGGAUGACGUCAUCGAGAGGGCCAUCGAUUGUUUUCCCUAUUUUUAAUUCUGCAUCGGUUGGCGAAGACCAAGACGAUGUCGAGGCGUCCUUGGUGUCCCAGGGACACGGCACUAGCCUCGGAAAAGUCACUGGUGGCCCUCCGGGCCGGCAGUCUAUCGGCGGAGAUGGGCAAGAGACGGCUAUUGACGGGCAGACAUCUACAGCACCCAAGACUUGUUCCCAAGCUUAUGCUGGUCGUGCCGUUGCGCAAAACCUUUCGCAGCAAGGAUUGAUUUCAUCCGGUUUUGACAAUGGCAAUGGUACACUCAAGAUUGUUGCCGCUGCUGGUGCUGCUGCUCCUGGGGUAAAGGAAAGGGGGCAAGAUCAGCCCACAGAGUUGUACGGGCCUGCGGCUACUGCUUCUACCGCGACACAGUCGUCCCUAGCGUGCCACGGUAACAAUCGCGAGAAGCAACCCACAUCGUCCUGCAUAAAUCGUGCGGUGCAAGAUAACUGGGGCACAGUGUUCGUGGUAGGAGGCGGCCGACGGAGGAGGAGGACCGUUGUACGACAACGGUCAGUUGAGGUAGAAGAAACCCCUGCAGCAAGAAGAGCCCAAGUCGAGAAGGAGCGACAGGAGCGAAGGAAGGCAUCCCUACGCCGCCUGAUGGCGAGAAAGGAGCAGCGAGCCGUACAACAGGCCUUGGAGGAGAAGGAGGAGGAGGAGGAAGACAGAGAGGACGAGGAGGAGGGGCUCACAACACCGACAGGGUCCAAAGUAGAUGCUGUCGAAGCGAAAGAAACACGAAACAGAGGCGAUGCGAUUGAUGUACUCGAUAACGCCACGGAAAGAAGAAGACCUGCGCAUGGCAACGGCAUCGGCGAGGCUGGCUCUACUCCUGUGCCUGAAGACGGUGACUUUCAUGGUCCUUCAUUGGCUAAUCCUGGGUCCUCAACAACACCCAAAUCAUUUUUACGUGAGAACGUCGUCGAUCAGAAAAGCAAGGUGGCCGUAGCCUUAAACAAGCGUCGCGGAGAAGCAGAACGCCCUCCAAAGCAUCCGAACGCGGCGGCGGCCAUCCCGGUGCCCUUGUUUUCGCUCGAAAGUGGUAUGAGUGCAGACGCCGAUCCCGUGAUGAAUGACCACCAUAUGGUAGACAUGAAUACGGAAAAGGCAGGGACGAUGGGUCCUGGACCCGAUGAGUGGGAGGAAGUGAGUGGCCAACGGUAUGGUCCACAAGACGACGAUUGUGAUUCUGACAACACCGAAGGUUCCGGUGCUACACUCGAGAUACAGGGUCCUCUGCACGUCCAACCUGUUGCCGAAAACCGUCAGGCUAAGCAUAGAUCUGCUAAAAGAAGCACAGGCUACGGGUCACUUGUUACGGUAACGCCACAGCCGCCCAACUGUGAUGCUGGUGAAACGAAGCAAGGACGAAAGCCCGGGUUGAUUGCUUCGGCAAACGGCAUUGUUUGCGUGUCUGAUGUCGACCUUGCCGCACCGAGAAUGCCGCCUGGGCUGUCCCUCUCUGCACCCACGUUGGCUUGCCCUCGACUGUCGGUGUCAUCACCUUCGAUGGAUCACUGCAGUCCUUCCGAUGGCGAGACAGGGAAUGAUUGUGCAGAUGUUGGUGUCGAGCCCUUACUACCAGAACCGCCGGCACGGAGAAUGUACCCACCCGAAGGUCACAGCCAGGCAGCCGCCGGUCGCAAGGAGGGUACCGGCGACAAUUGGAAAGCGCACAGCAACCCGAAAGCGCAGGAUUGUCGCGAUGUGUCGAAACAAUCGUACAGCGCUGGCGACGAAAUCGUAGACAACACGUCCGCGAAGUUUACGGUUGAGCCGCGCCAUGCAUUUGCGACUGUUCCUCAAGGGCGUCGUCCACGAAGAAGUGGAACACCGCCGGUGACGGGCACCGGUGAUGAUGGUUCGAAAGCGACGUGUCUUCAAGUUGAAGUUCCCGAAACCCCCGGUGUUGCAGCGAGCGGUGAUGUUGCCGGCCACUUAAAACCGGUGGAGAAAGUACCCAGCAGCAAUACGUUGGCAACGUACACGGAUUGCUUUCCGCGUUUUGCGGCCAUCUUGUCGGCGCACCACAAUGGACGGGCACUCACAAGGCAAGCGGACUGCCGUAGCCUACCACUGACGUCUAAGAUCUUGUCCAGGGGAAAGGCGGAUGCCGGUGGGUCGGCAGCGAAUCGAAGAAGGAUAAAGGAGCUAGGACUUACAGGAGUGGAGGAGGAAGCAUGCCUCUACUGGCAGUGGAAGCUCUACAACAUACACGUGCGGGUCAUCAAGGACUACGCAGCGGUAUUUUCCUGUGGAGACGGCUGGUCAGGAACCGGCACAUCAGAUGCCUCCAACUCCCUUGUCUACAGUCAUUUUGAUUAUAAUCAAAUCCUCGCCUCACUGUCAAAAUGCUUGCUGGUAAGUGGUGACUCGUCGGCACUUCACUACCGAGUCAAUUCGAAGGCCAGGCCGGAGGUGUACAACAUCGUCACGGACGUCCUGAACAACAGGUGCCAGCAGUGGGAAGAAUUGCCGACGGGGUUGGGUCUGAAAACGACAUGGAAUCUCCUCUGGACAUGGUCAAAGCCCCACAUUCAGUACAGCAGCCUGUUGACGUGGCAAAAGGUAAUCACUGUUCUGUCGGUUCGCAGUAUGAGCGCAACAGAUGGAAAACACCCCAGACCGUCGCUGAACAAGAACCUCCUCAACAAGCACAUGUCCAGGUUCAUGGCCCCCGGCGGACGCCUUGCCAAGGAGUUCCACAUCAUGCCUCAGACCUUCGUCCUGCCUCACGAGUUUACACUCUUCGUCUCAGCCUUUACGUCGUCGUCAGGCAAACGAGAAAACCUGUGGAUCAUGAAGCCGGUUGGAAUGUCACGAGGGAGAGGGAUACGGCUCAUCGACGACAUCAAGGACAUCUGCUACGCGGACAAGGUGGUGUUGCAAAGGUACAUCGGGAACCCUUUGCUGCUGGACGGCUACAAGUUUGACCUCAGACUCUACGUUCUUGUCACCUCGUUCAACAAAUUGGAGGCUUUCAUCUAUAAGGAGGGUUUUGCUCGGUUAAGCACCCACCGGUACGAGAAGGGUGACAUCGACAACCGCUUCAUACACCUCACCAACAGCAGCAUCCAACGCCUGAACGAGGCAGGAGCUGCGCGAGACAGCCCUCUCAACCAGGCCAAGACCUCGGAAGCCGGUGGCACGAAGACGACUCUUUCUUACCUCUGGAGAAGGCUGGCCGCCUCGGGACUAGACGUCGGCGCGCUAUGGGCCGAGAUCUGUUCCGUGGUAGUUAAAAGCCUGGUCUGUGUCGAAAGCUCCAUACCGAAUCAACCAAACAGGCAAGUAAAGCUAAGACCUUGGCUGAUCGAGGUCAACGCGUCCCCGUCGAUGGCGCGCGAUACGCACGUUGAUCGCCAGGUCAAGGAGGCACUGAUCUUCGAGACGGUCCACCUCAUCGACCCCCUUCCCUUCGACAGGCAGAAGCUGGUGGACAUCCUGGGUAGGCGCCUGGAUGAAACCGAACACUCGAAGACGCGGGCAUUUAAGCAGCGACACUAUCCUCACCAUCAUCAGCAAGCUUUCGACACGACGGAGGUGCAAGGGGAUGCAAGGGCAGGGGACAACUUUCACCCAUCCCCUUCCGCGAAGGCGUCGGCGAAUAGGGAGCAUCAGCGCCCCCGGCGUACCAGGGGGUACGAGCGUACCGCUGGUUGA